Molecule: messenger RNA, 741 nt
Organism: Effrenium voratum
Lineage: Eukaryota; Dinophyceae; Suessiales; Symbiodiniaceae
Source: the annotation of a GenBank genome assembly
AUGAUCAUAGGGCACCCCCACAAGAACCCAAAAAACGGAUCCCAAGCGCAGCUUGGGAUCUCUGAGGACAGGGGCCAGCAGGGCCUGGACGUGCUGGUCUUGCUGCUGAGCCUCAAGCUGCGGCACAGCUCGCGGCUCCAUCUGCUGCGGGGACGCCACGAGUGUGGCUCCAUCUCGCGGAUCUACGGAUUUUACGACGAGUGCAAGAAGCGGAGCAACGUCAAGGUGUGGAGGGCCUUCAUCAACUUCUUUGACGCCAUGCCGAUCUGCGCGCUGAUCAACCACCGCAUCUUCUGCGUGGCCAGUGGCCUGUCGCCCGAGCUGCAAGAUUUGGAGCAGAUUCGCCAGCUCCGUCGGCCCAUGGACGUGCCGGACAUGGGGCUGUUGACCGACCUGCUGUGGUCGGACCCGGAGAAGGAGGUGACCGGCUGGAAUGACCAGGACAAAGGUGUCUCAUACACUUUUGGCGCAGAUGUGGUGCAGAAGUUCUUGAAAGACCACGAUCUGGACCUCAUUGUGCGGGGGAAUCAGGUGGUUGAGGAGGGCUACGAGUACUUUGCGGAGCGGUUGGUGUCCCUCUUUAGCGUGGCGGACUUUUGCGGGGAGUUUGACAACAUCGGCGCCGUCAUGCUGCCUGGCAAUUUCUUCCGAUGCCUGGGUUGGCGGUUGAAUCCACAUGGGUUGCAGCUAUGGUUAUUUUUUCUGAGUCUAGAUUCAAAGAACCGGUUGUACAUAUGGUGA